Molecule: messenger RNA, 2943 nt
Organism: Saccoglossus kowalevskii
Lineage: Eukaryota; Metazoa; Hemichordata; Enteropneusta; Harrimaniidae
Product: atrial natriuretic peptide receptor 1-like
Biological process (GO): intracellular signal transduction; cGMP biosynthetic process; protein phosphorylation
Cellular component (GO): plasma membrane
Molecular function (GO): ATP binding; peptide receptor activity; guanylate cyclase activity
Source: RefSeq, a predicted model, not a curated record
AUGACCAAUUUGUCACAGGUUGUGCAUGGGACUGGCUGUAGUGCAAAAGAUACUUUGUACGCUGGAGUGGAAUUUUACUACCAGGAAAAUAUAGAUGUAAUGAUUGGUUCCCCUUGUUCCAGUGGAAACAUUCCACUGGGACUUCUUACAUCACAAUGGAAUCUACCUCACAUCUCGUGGGUAUCGACAAGUCCAGUUUUAGCCGACAAGACAGUGUACACAACGCUGGGAAGAACACUGGGAUCCUUUAGUAAAAUGGGACCGGCAUUUGUUGAUAUCUUUCGAUAUUUUGGUUGGAAUAGAACGGUUAUCCUGUCAUCGGAGGAUGCUGUGUGUUCGUAUUCAUCAGAAGCAGCAAAUGGUGCCCUGAUCAAAAACGGAAUCAGAGUGGUUGAUUAUGAUACGUUUACUUUGGACAUUACCGACAGUGAGAUGAUAAGACUUUGGAAGAAAACGAAACUUGUUGGCAGAAUUAUCAUAUUCUGUGCUUCUGCCGCGUUGGAGCGUCAUUUCUUACUAUUGGCACAUGAUAUCGGCAUGUCAAAUGGGGAGUAUGUGUUCCUAAAUGUUAAAUUACUUGAUGCUGAUCAAUACAUCCAACCCUGGUUUGCUGGGGAUGAUCGGGAUGGAGACGCAAGACACAUAUAUGGGUCAGUGUUUCAGAUUUCCUACGCUAAGCGCGAUAAAGAAGAAACGUAUGCGUUUAUGAAGGAAGUUUUGAAUAAGUCUGCCGGUAAUCCAGAGAAUAUUACUGUUGACGCCGGUGUUGAGAUAUCGGCUAGUCCAUACAGUCCGUUCCUACACGAUGCGAUGAUUCUGUAUGCAAUGGCUGCAAAUAAAACCCUCGAGAUGGGAGGAGAUAUCCGAGAUGGGGAAUUGAUGUUUGACAACAUGAAGGGUAUUGUAUUCAGCGGGAAGUCCGGUACCGUGGUGAUGGAUAACAAUGUUGAACGGGAACCAAACUAUUGGGUGAAAGAUUUGAGAUCCGACGGUUUUUUUGGGACCAUCAUGGAAGUUAGUGUCAAUGUAACAGGGCAACGGAGCAUAAACGUAUUUGAUGUUCCUAUAUGGGGGAACGAACUCACAGAUCCGCCACCAGACACUCCAGUAUGUGGUUUUCUUAAUGAAUUAUGUUCACCAGAUGAGAUCGAGACGAAUCUGAAAAUACUCAUCAUUGUAGUCAUCGUGAUGUUUCUGGUAUGUCUGGUCGUUGUGGUAUCUCUCUAUUACCGGCGUAGGAAGUUGGAGGAAGAGCUGGCAAAUACACUGUGGAAAGUUCGGUACGAUGAAAUCGUAUUUGACAAGACUAGAAGAUUUGGCAGUAUGGCAAGUGACCUUAGCUUACAGAGUUUGAAAAGCGAUAAAAGAUCGCGCUCUUCACAACUAAACGUACCAAGCAUUGUGACUGACCAGAUCUUCACAAAAACUGGACUUUACAGAGAUGCCCUAGUAGCUAUAAAACGAUUGAACAGAGAAAACAUUGUUGUCGACCGGGAAGACUUGCUGGAAAUAAAAGCUUUGCGUGACAUGCAUCAUUUGAAUGUUAAUGCAUUCAUUGGAAUCUGUCCAGAUGAACCUAAUGUAUGUAUACUGACACAGUAUUGUCCUAAAGGAAGCUUCCAGGAUGUUUUGCAAAACGAUGACAUCAAGCUUGAUUGGUUGUUUAAAACAUCCUUGCUGACUGACUUAGUUUCGGGAAUGGAGUACAUACACAAGUCGAGAGUUGGUUCACACGGCCGUCUAAAAUCAUCUAACUGUGUGAUUGACAGUCGAUGGGUUUUAAAAGUCACAGACUAUGGAUUAAAUCGAUUCAAAAGUCAUACUCAAGAUGAUGGUGAUUAUGCUUAUCAUGCAGGCCUGCUGUGGACAGCACCAGAAAUCUUGCGUAGCAGCCAACGUCCGCUGAAUGGCACGCAGAAAGGAGACAUAUACAGCUUUGCUAUAAUCAUCGGAGAAACAUUGACAAGAAGUGGACCUUUCGACACACACAUUCAUAGUCCCAGAGAAAUUGUGGAAUUAGUUAGUAAAGGUGGUACGCCACCCUUCCGACCAGGAACAAUCGCAGCUGGCAAAAAUACAAAAGAGCAAUUCAGUAUGAUAUCUUUGAUGCAGAAAUGCUGGGACGAAGAUGAAAGUAUGAGACCCACGUUCCGGGAAAUUAAGACGACACUGAGUAUUAUAACACGUGGGAAGAAUACCAAUAUUGUAGACAACAUACUAAACAUGAUGGAGAAAUAUGCCAACAAUCUUGAGGACAUUGUUGAGGAAAGAACACGGAUGUUGAUGGAAGAAAAGAAGAAAACUGACAAAUUGUUGUACAGUAUGCUCCCGAGGAGCGUGGCAGAUCAACUUAAACUCGGCAGAAGAGUAGAUGCAGAAUUAUAUGACCAGGUCACGAUAUUUUUCUCCGACAUAGUUGGAUUCACCCAGCUUGGCGCUGAAAGUACGCCUCUCCAGGUAGUCGACUUUCUUAAUGACUUGUACACCAUGUUUGAUGAUACAAUCGUCCACUUUGAUGUAUAUAAGAUUGAAACUAUUGGUGACGCAUACAUGGUAGUUUCCGGCCUCCCCCAGCGAAACGGCAGGCGACACGCGGGCGAAAUAGCCAACAUGGCGCUAAAUUUGCUAUGUGAAGUAACAAAAUUCAAAAUUCGGCAUCUUCCCGGCAGACAGUUACAGUUACGUAUUGGUAUACACAGCGGACCUUGUGUGGCUGGUGUUGUUGGUCUCACCAUGCCACGGUUUUGUCUCUUUGGUGACACGGUCAACACGGCAUCACGAAUGGAGUCUUUUGGGCAAGCUCUCCGUAUUCACAUUAGCCCAUCAACAGCCCGUGCAUUAGAAGCGCUUGGUGGAUACAAGAUGACACCCAGAGGAUCAGUCAAUAUUAAAAGAAAACAGUCUUUAUAUGAUAGUUCCGAUGACUCGGUUAACCAGACGUGA